This is a messenger RNA of Temnothorax curvispinosus, 2062 nucleotides long. Its product is annotated as bifunctional purine biosynthesis protein PURH. Gene Ontology annotation, cellular component: cytosol. The transcript is spliced from 7 exons. The record is from RefSeq and is a predicted model, not a curated record. Gene Ontology annotation, molecular function: IMP cyclohydrolase activity; phosphoribosylaminoimidazolecarboxamide formyltransferase activity. Lineage: Eukaryota; Metazoa; Arthropoda; Insecta; Hymenoptera; Formicidae. Bases 75 to 1856 code for a protein of 593 amino acids. Gene Ontology annotation, biological process: 'de novo' IMP biosynthetic process.
GGCUUUGUUCAGAAAGAUAAACACAACCUGUUUGUUUAGUUCUGCGUGUCCCGUUCCGGAUCUAACGCCUGAAAAUGCCAGCGAACAAAUUAGCUCUUUUAAGCGUAUCUGACAAGACGGACCUGUUACCACUGGCAAGGAAACUACACGAAUUUGGAUUGACUCUAAUCGCCUCUGGAGGUACCGCACAGGCAUUGAGAGACGCCAAGUUACCGGUGCAAGAUGUUUCUGAAGUUACAGGAGCACCCGAGAUGCUUGGUGGACGCGUCAAGACCCUUCAUCCUGCCAUUCAUGCUGGCAUUCUCGCCAGGUUGACAGAUUCCGACGCUCGAGAUCUUCAGAAGCAAAAUUAUGAUCUUAUCCAGGUGGUAGUUUGCAAUCUCUAUCCCUUUGUAAAUACCAUUUCGAAACCAAACGUGACGGCCGAGGACGCGAUAGAGAACAUCGAUAUCGGUGGUGUGACUUUAUUGCGCGCGGCUGCCAAGAAUCAUACCAGAGUUACUGUUAUCUGUGACCCGACCGAUUACGACAAGGUCAUCAAAGAGAUGGACACCGCUGCCGACAAGAAUACCUCGUUGCAGACUAGGCAAACUUUAGCCCUGAAAGCGUUCACUCACACCGCCGAAUACGACAACGCUAUCUCGGAUUACUUCCGCAAGCAAUAUAGCCCCGGUGUCUCCCAGCUCACUCUCCGCUACGGCAUGAAUCCGCAUCAGAAGCCCGCGCAGAUAUUCACCACUCUGGAGAAGUUGCCGUUGACCGUGCUGAACGGGUCACCUGGCUUCAUCAAUCUGUGCGACGCGUUAAACGGCUAUCAACUGGUAAAAGAAUUGAAGUCCGCUCUAAACUUACCGGCAGCGACUUCGUUCAAGCACGUCAGCCCGGCUGGAGCCGCAGUCGGCGUUCCCCUGGACAGUAUACAGGCGAAGCUGUGCCAAGUGGACGAUCUUCACGAACAGCUCACGCCUUUGGCAGCCGCCUACGCUCGUGCGCGAGGUGCCGAUCGAAUGUCAAGUUUUGGCGAUUUCAUCGCAUUGUCUGAACCGUGCGACGCUAUAACAGCCAAGAUUAUUUCAAGAGAAGUCUCAGACGGCAUUAUCGCGCCUGGCUACUCGGAAGAGGCUCUUAAAACACUGAAGAAGAAGAAGGGUGGCGCAUAUUGUGUGCUUCAAAUCGAUCCUUCUUACGAACCGUCUCCGAUGGAACGCAAGACUCUGUACGGCCUGGUUAUGGAGCAGAAACGUAACGACGCGAUUAUCGACAAGUCGGCGUUCGACAAUGUCGUGACGACCAAGUCGAAGACUCUGCCGGAAAACGCUAUCCGUGAUCUGAUCGUGGCCACCAUCACCGUAAAAUAUACACAAAGCAAUUCUGUCUGUUAUGCCAAAGACGGGCAAGUAAUCGGCACAGGAGCUGGACAGCAAUCUAGAAUUCACUGUACUAGGCUUGCGGGGGACAAGGCCGAUAAUUGGUGGCUUCGCCAGCACUCAAAGGUAACAGGAAUGAAGUUCAAGAAGGGCGUGAAAAGAGCGGAGAUUUCUAAUGCUAUUGACAAUUACGUCAACGGGUCCAUUGGGAAGGAUAUGGAUGAAGCUACCUGGGCCGCUAUGUACGAAGUCAUUCCUGAAAAACUGUCGGAGAGCGAUAGGCUCGAGUGGCUGAAGAAGCUGAACAAUGUUGCUCUGAGCAGCGAUGCCUUCUUCCCGUUCAGAGACAAUGUGGACAGGGCUAGACUUAGUGGUGUCAAGUUUAUUGCGAGUCCUGCUGGUUCCACAAACGACGCAGCAGUAAUCGAUGCUUGUGACGAACACGGAAUAGUGCUGGCUCACACCGGUUUUCGAUUGUUCCAUCAUUAAAUCUAAAAUAGAAUUUUAUACAUUGUUAGUAUUUUUAUACGAUGUAUCGAGUCGAAAGAUUUCUUCCAAUUAAUGUUACAGCUUUUCAAUAUGAAAAGAGCGACAACAUAAAAGCUAUUUUUGUACCGCUUUUUUUACUUCUAAUGUAUAUUAAGCUUUAUAUGCGCAGUUACAUGUAAAAUGUUGAAUAUAAAUGUUUACAUGCA